Messenger RNA from Erpetoichthys calabaricus (reedfish), 3803 nucleotides. It is a transcript of the gene e2f2, whose product is annotated as E2F transcription factor 2. The transcript is spliced from 7 exons. Gene Ontology annotation, cellular component: RNA polymerase II transcription regulator complex. The record is from RefSeq and is a predicted model, not a curated record. The coding region runs from base 564 to 1829 and encodes 421 amino acids. Gene Ontology annotation, molecular function: RNA polymerase II cis-regulatory region sequence-specific DNA binding; protein dimerization activity; DNA-binding transcription factor activity, RNA polymerase II-specific. Gene Ontology annotation, biological process: regulation of transcription by RNA polymerase II. NCBI's taxonomy places the organism in Eukaryota, Metazoa, Chordata, Cladistia, Polypteriformes, Polypteridae.
AACCGCGGGAGUUGUGAAUUUCGCGGCAAGCACUUUGGCGCUAAAAACAGCAACUCCGAGAUCAGCUGGUGGGUCUGAACUAGGGCAAGAGGAAUACGGAGAGCUAAGCGACUUCCAGUCAAAAUCCGAUCCAUCCUACAACAAUAGCAGCUCUGUCGAGUUUGUAAAACCCGCGAGGGCUUAGAAUAGACCCUACAGAGUCUGCUGAUGUAUAUAUUGCCGAGGAGCAGAAUACAUUUAUAAAGAAAAUAUCGAUUGAAAGUUGACUUGCUUCCUUUGUCUUUACUGACGUCCCGGACUGAUGUCAGGAGAUAAGCUGUUCGUCAGUGGAGGCUCCGACGCCAGUGGCGAUCGUUAUAAACGUGAACACUAACACGAAGUCUUGCUAGUUUUGUUGCGUAUACUGGCAUUUUAAAGGUGAACAAAUCCGACUAUCUGAAGAUCUUUAAAUCCCGGUAAAACGUAUUGAUACGCACUGGGAUUGGGUUUGUCGCCCUCCUCCUCCAUUUAUGCACACCUAUUAAUUAGCAAACUGCGGCAAAAGAGGAACUGCGCACUCCAGGAUGAUACGGAUACCUAAGGGGGUCUCGCCUGCAGGCAGCGGCCCUACACUCGGAGCAGCAACGGCGGCGGCCCACGCGAAGAUUGGAAGCGAUGCCAAGGCGGAGCUGUGCAGUCCGGAGUUGCAAACUGUGGCAAGCGGCUUCUUUACUCAGCUUGGAAGCAUGUCCGGCUGUGAGGCACGGCUAGCCUGUCUGUACGCGACGCCACACGGGCCAGAAAACAAAGCAGCUCGCUGCCCCUCCGGGAGACUGCCGGCCAAAAGAAAACUAAAUUUGGAAGGCAGUGACCCACAAUAUCUACCAGAUUUCCGCACCCCAAAAGGAAAAACCAAGACUACAACCCGGCUUUCAAGCCCUAAAACUCCAAAGUCCCCUGGAGAGCGGACACGCUACGACACUUCAUUAGGAUUGCUCACAAAGAAGUUUGUUGGCUUGCUGGGGGAAUCGUCUGAUGGAGUGCUCGAUUUGAACAGGGCUGCAGAGGUUCUUGAAGUGCAGAAGCGCAGAAUCUAUGACAUUACCAAUGUUUUAGAAGGGAUUCAGCUGAUCCGUAAGAAAUCCAAGAACAACAUCCAGUGGGUGGUUGGUGGAGUUUUUGAAGGAUCAGCACUCUCUGAGAAGCAGCGCAAUCUGCAUAAAGAACUGAGAGAUCUGGAGAGAGCUGAAAAGUCCCUAGAUGACAUGAUCCAGUGUAGUACUUCUCAACUGAAGGAAAUGACAGAGGAUGAGCACAACCAACGAUUAGCUUAUGUUACCUACCAUGACAUCCGCUCCAUCAAAAGUCUCCAGGAUAAGACCGUAAUUGCCAUUAAAGCACCUUCAGAAACUAAACUGGAAGUCCCAGAAUCAUCUGGGGAUUCACUACAGAUCUACUUGAAAAGUAAAAAUGGACCCAUUGAAGUAUACUUAUGCCCGGAAGAGAUUCCAGUAGAUAGCAGUCCAGUGAAAACCAAUAGUCCUAUUAAAGAAGAAGGAUCAGAGACACCAAUUGGUGUCCCCACAGUGGUGAAACAAGAACCAGUUGAAGUACCUACACAACCUCUACCUGCGGCCCCCUGCCCCACCCUGGAUGUGGCUGGAAUUCUGGACCUGCCCCCCAGUCUGCUUCAGCUGACCGAAGACCAACUUCCUCCUGCUAACUUUUCAGACUCUACUCCUUUUGUCAGCUUCUCUCCUCCUCUUGACCAUGACGACUACCUGUGGGGCCUCGAUAAUGGUGAAGGGCUUUUUGACACCUAUGAUUUAGGUGACUUUCUGAAGAACUGAAAGAGCCCCUUUUUAACUAUGUAAUCUUUGCCUCAUUUUAUCAUUCGUCACACAAGUGAAUGCAACACACAAAAUUCACUUUCAUUCAGCUGCAAACCUGUGCUACUUGGUUCUGGUACAGUAGUUCAGUCCACUGUUUGCAGAAGUUAUAAUUCAGCAAUACAAAAGAACAAUGGACAGCAAGAAUGAAGGUGCACCUCUCAUCCACCUACAACAUGAUAUAAUGUUGUAAUCUCAGUUCAGCACGAAAACUGGAUUGAAGGAUUUGGAUAUCGAAGAACUUCACCUAGAGACGCUUUAAAGAGUGACAAAUAACUAUUCAUCCUGUCGAUGAAGGUUUGUGUAGUGACAAUUUAAAGAUAUGAUCAUUUGUAAGGAAUUUGUUCCUUUAUUUUAUUUUUUUUGCAAUGACCUGGAGAUCAUGUGGCCAGUUUUUACAAACCUAGAGUUUGUAAUGUUUACAGAAAUGACCAAUUCAUUCAUCCUAGGAAAUGUUCCUUUGAUUUUUUUUUUUUCUUCACUGUAUUUGGUAAUGCCAAAAUAUCUUCUCGUCUAAUGGAUGCAAAUUUUUGAUACAACCAUUAAAUUAAACAGUUUACAAAAGACUCCAAAUUAUGUUUAGGAGCACAGUUUUUUUUUUUUUUUUUUUGGUUCCCAGUUCAUUUUGAGCGCCAAGAUAUAGAGUUCAUUGGCCUUUUUAGUUGUUGUUCUCUGAGCAUGAGUGAAACACAAAAAUGUGUUACUAACUUCAUCACCUUGUGGUAUUCUUCUCGGAAACGUGAGUCUGUGCUGUUGGCUUGUUGUCUUCUAGAUGCACGAGAUGACAGCUUAAGGAGAUCAGUCUUUUUUUUUUUUUUUUUUUUUUUUUUUUUUUAAAUUGCUUAAUGCUUUUCUCACUCUGUACUGUUAUAAAUAGAAGUGAUUUUUAUUAUCCGUUGACUUAUCUGUCAAAGGGUUGAUGACUGAUCUAAAACUUCAGUCCGUUUAAUAAAAUAAGCACUUCUAAUAACUUUUUUUAGGUAGAUUUAUGUUUUUCUCCCCAUUCUAUGUUAUUGAUUUAACUAGUACCUCUUUUUUUUUUUUUUUUAACACACUCAGGAAAAUGUAUUACUUGAAAUGUGGUACUCACGAAGGCCACCAGAUGGUGCUAUUUUCCUUAGCAGGGGUACAGUAUUUGCAUAUGGCUCCCUUUUUUGUUCUUGCUUGCCUGCUGUGUGCCUUUUAUUCAGUUUUCACAAAGUUCAUAAUUGCUUCUGAACAAAACCCGUUGAGAGCUGAACACAUCUUGAAUACUUGGGUUGACAAACCUGUCUUGUUUUGUGUUUUUUUUUUUUUUUUUGAGGUAAUUUUCUAGAAACAUUAAAAUUUUGUGUUUGAAUUUUGCUUCUGUUUUGACCUAAUUUAGAUUUUUUUUGUAUGAUGUAAAUAGGUUUGUUUAUAGAGUUUAGAGGUAUGUGGGUCCAAAAAAAAAAAAAGUGGAUAUCCAUGUAGCUGACCCAAGAAUUUUGUUACAUAUGCAAGAGCAUUUUUGUUGUCGGCUGCCUAGCAGAAACGGCCUUGAAACUGUACUGUCCUAGUGUUGCCCCCAGGUGGGCUUUUUUUUUUUUUUUUUUUUUUAAAUUAAGGUUAAAUGCUGGGGGCACGUUCUGCUCAGUCUGAUCGUUUGGGACAGGUAAACGAAAAGGAGCCUUUUGGUGCAUGCUUCAUUGGAUUGAAGGACUGUCUGCAGCGCUCUCAUAACUGUAAUGGCCUUUUAAUGUGGCAGGCAUUUUAAAACGUCCCUCUUAGGUCUGGUAAGUCUUCUGGGCUUUUCUUUUUCUGCCCACCCCUUUUCUGUAAUAUCUGUGUGUAGAGAAAUGUUAAAUGUUGUGCUUUUCUGCCAAAUGCUUUGUGACUUAUUAGGAUUCCGCAUUGUAUGUCUAUUCAAUAAUGCACUGAUGUUAUUAUUAUAAAGGGAUCUGCAAUUAAGCUUAC